Messenger RNA from Darwinula stevensoni, 1219 nucleotides. The record is from the annotation of a GenBank genome assembly. Lineage: Eukaryota; Metazoa; Arthropoda; Ostracoda; Podocopida; Darwinulidae.
CGUAUCGUCAGUGUGCAUCGAUUCAUCGAUUCGCCGGGGUUGUUUAUUCCCCGUUGCACGCACGGCGUCCCCCAGUCCUACUCUCGACCGGACGACAAGCGACGGCGGAAAUAUCGACACCUCUCAAGCAUUAAGCAUAAUCAGCCAACGAAGGAAGGACGAUUACCGCUCGAGAACGCCCCGAUCGAUUUGAAACUCACCGAUCGAAAGGCGGUGGAAAAUCGUUGAACCAUGAAGUUCGAUCGACGUACGGCCGUGUUGGGAUGCCUUUCCGUCCUCGUCUUCGUCGUGGAGGAUGCGGAGGGAAAAGCCUUUCCUGGGGAUGCUGGGGAUGCGGAGGUGAUGGACAGGAGCAUCGACGCGGUGGACAAGGGAUUCAGCGUCGUCCAGCACGAACUCAGCGAUGCCGAGAAGAAGAAAGUGAACGAAACCGUCCGUUUCAUCAUGGAAUACCUUCAAAAUGACUUCGUGAACGACCUCCAGAAGAAAAUCCAAUCGGACGGCCUGCAACCGCUGCUCCUGAACGACAGCAGCUACGGCCACGUGACCCUGAAGAACGGCCAGCUGACGGGACUGGAAAAGAUCCGGAUGUCCCAUUCCCCGGAAGUGACAUUCCUGGAAGGCGCCAAGCUCCAGGUGUCGGCCGACCUCGAGCUCCCCGACCUCCUCACGCAGUACGACGUCAGCCGAUGGGUGUCACUGGGUCCGUUCGGAGGGUUUUCCAUCGACGGGAAGGCGAACGUGAAGAUGGACGUGGGUUUCCCCGUCAAGAUGGAUUCCACGCCUCGGAGCCUCAUCGGCACGGCCACCUGCGUCCAGAUGCUCGACGGUUUCCUGAGAGCGGAUAACAUCCGAGUGGACGUGCAUCUCAGCGGAUUCAUCGGGAGCAUCAUCGAGACCAUUCAGAGCUGGUUCAACGUCAACCUGGAGGGUUCCGUCUUGGGGAACCUCAAGGACGUGUUGAGCAACCUCAUCCUGAAGGCCUUGGAGGCCAUCGUCUGCGUCGCCGUCGACGGCCUCGCCACCCUCGCGACGGCGGGAAAAUGAAUUCCUGCCGUCGAACGCGAGAAUCUAACGUUCGUCGUCGUCGUUGUUGUUGUUGUUGUCGUCUUCCCGCGUGCGAUGAGAUUGCUCACCCUUUUUUUUUUCGUCGUGACUAGUCCCGAAACACGGAUCUUAAAUAUUACGUCGCUUUCGAGGAAUAAACGUGUGGUCUGCA